GUACAAUCCACAUUGACACAGCGUCAAUCAAUCCAACGGCUGCGAAUCUCUCUCUCCUUCUCGCUCUCUCUCAUCAACAUCGCUUUAUCAAACCCCUCCAACCCAUUCCUCACCGGGCGCCAAAAACCCCUUUCUUCGCUUUUAUCAACAAACCUGACACUUAUUUCAAACGCAACAGUGUUAAUCUAAACACACAAAAAUCCAAACUCACACUUCGAUUGAGCUUCGUUUUCGUGAAUCUGCAUCGAAUCGAUUCGAUUCGAUUUCAGCAUGGACCUUCAGAAUACUGUGAAGGAAGCCCUAAAUGCGCUCUACCAUCACCCCGAUGAUACCGUUCGCAUGCAAGCCGAUCGCUAUCUUCAGGAUUUUCAGCGGACUUUGGAUGCGUGGCAGGUGGCUGAUAAUUUGCUUCAUGAUCCGAGUAGCAAUCUAGAGACUUUAAUAUUUUGUUCUCAGACCUUGAGAAGCAAGGUUCAACGAGACUUUGAGGAACUUCCUUCCACUGCAUUCCGGCCGCUGCGUGACUCAUUAAACAACUUACUAAAAAAGUUCCACAAGGGUCAUCCAAAAGUCAGAACUCAGAUUAGCAUUGCAGUGGCUGCAUUGGCUGUGCACGUGCCUGCGGAAGACUGGGGAGAUGGUGGAAUAGUGAAAUGGCUCAGGGAUGAGAUGGAUUCCAAUCCAGAAUAUAUACCAGGAUUCUUGGAGUUACUUACAGUUUUACCAGAGGAAGUGUUAAACUAUAAGAUAGCAGCUCGUCCUGAAAGGCGCCGUCAAUUUGAAAAAGAGCUUACUUCUCAAAUGGAGGUUGCUCUUAAUACACUGACAGCUUGUUUGAGUAUUUCUGAGCUAAAGGAGCAGGUUCUUGAGGCAUUUGCUUCAUGGCUUCGCUUAAAGCAUGGGAUUCCUGGAUCUGUUCUCAGUUCUCAUCCAUUAGUUCUCACAGCACUGUCGAGCUUGAGUUCCGAGCUACUUUCAGAGGCAUCUGUAAAUGUGAUUUCUGAGUUGAUACACUACACUGCAGCAGGGAGCAUUGAUGGUGUUUCCACAAACGUGCCCUUAAUUCAAGUCAUUGUUCCUCAUGUUAUGAAUCUUAAAUCACAGCUUAGUGAUUCUACGAAGGAUGAGGAAGAUGUGAAGGCAAUUGCUAGGUUGUUUGCGGACAUGGGUGAUUCGUAUGUGGAACUAAUCGCAACUGGUUCUGAUGAAUCAAUGUUAAUAGUGCAUGCAUUGUUGGAAGUUGCUUCACAUCCAGAAUAUGAUAUUGCUUCUAUGACAUUUAACUUUUGGCAUAGUCUUCAGUUGACCUUAACUAGAAGGGAGUCCUAUAUAUCAUAUGGUAAUGAAGCAUGCAUUGAAGCUGAGAGAAAUAAGAGGCUACAGGUUUUUCGUCCUGCUUAUGAAUCACUUGUAUCACUGGUUAGCUAUCGGGUUCAGUAUCCUGAAGAUUAUCAAGAUCUUUCGUAUGAAGACCUUAGGGAAUUUAAGCAAACUAAAUAUGCUGUUGCGGAUGUAUUAACAGAUGCAGCAUCGGUUCUUGGUGGUGAUGCCACACUUAAAAUUCUGUACACGAAACUUCUUGAGGCUGUAUCUGGCAAUGGUAAUAAUGAACAAAAGGAAUGGCGUCCAGCAGAAGCUGCUUUGUUUUGUAUUCGGGCUAUAUCAAACUACGUGUCAGUUGUUGAAGCAGAAGUAAUGCCUCAGAUCAUGGCCCUGCUUCCUAAACUUCCUCAUCAGCCCCAGUUACUUCAGACAGUCUGCCUAACAAUCGGAGCUUAUUCAAAAUGGCUUGAUUCAGCAUCAUGUGGAGUGACCAUACUUCCUUCAGUUUUAGACAUCCUAAUGAAUGGAAUGGGUACAUCUGAAGAUUGCGCAGCUGUUGCUGCCUUGGCGUUUAGACACAUCUGUGAUGACUGCCGGAAAAAGCUGUGCGGAUGCUUAGAUGGUUUGUUCCACAUCUACAAUCGGACAGUUAGUGGUGAAGAUAGUUUCAAAGUUCCUGCUGAAGACUCAUUGCAUCUGGUUGAAGCCUUAAGUAUGGUUGUUACUGAACUUCCUUUGGAUGAUGCCAAGAGAGCUCUUGAGGCAUUAUGCAUACCAGUUAUAUCUCCUUUGCAGGUUAGUGUCUGUGUGCUGAGAUUCAUUAAACUUAUUCUUUUGAUGAUUGUUUUUUCAUACAUUUUGUUCCUCCAGGAAGCUAUCAAUCAAGGUCCUGAAAUCUUAAGUAAAAGACCUUCUCGUCAGUUAACGGUUCAUAUCGAUCGAUUUGCUUACAUUUUUAGAUAUGUAAAACAUCCUCAAGUUGUGGCAGAUGCUAUCCAACGACUCUGGCCAAUUUUUAAAGCUAUUUUUGAUGUCCGUGCUUGGGACAUGAGAACAAUGGAAUCUCUUUGCCGAGCAUGUAAAUAUGCAGUGAGAACUUCUGGAAGGUUCAUGGGGCUUACAAUUGGUGCCAUGCUGGAAGAGAUUCAGAGUUUGUAUAGGCAGCACCACCAGCCAUGCUUUCUUUAUCUCUCUAGUGAAGUUAUAAAGAUAUUUGGAUCUGAUCCAUCUUGUGCUGACUACUUGAAGAAUUUAAUUGAGUCGCUUUUCCAGCACACAACACGCCUUCUCACAAAUAUUCAGGAAUUCACAGCCCGGCCUGAUAUAGCAGAUGAUUGUUUUUUGUUGGCUUCAAGAUGUAUUCGCUACUGUCCUCAGUUGUUUAUCCCUUCACCAGUUUUUCCUUCUUUAGUUGAUUGCUCUAUGAUUGGGAUCACAGUACAGCAUAGGGAGGCUUCCAAUUCCAUAUUGCAUUUCUGUUCUGAUAUUUUUGAUUUGGCAAACUCCACAAUGGGAGAGCAAUUUAUACCAAUCAGAGAUAGUAUAAUUAUUCCUAGAGGUGCCAGCAUUACCAGAAUUUUGGUUGCUUCAUUAACCGGAGCACUUCCAAAAUCUCGAGUAGAUGUGGUGUCUUACACACUACUGGCGUUAACUCGCUCAUAUGGGAUGCAAGCAUUGGAGUGGGCAAAAAAAAGUAUUAUGUUAAUUCCAUCAACAGCUGCCACAGACUUGGAACGAACAAGAUUCUUAAAAGCACUUUCAGAUGUGGCGUCUGGAGGUGAUACCAAUGGCCUAACUGUUCCUAUUGAAGAGCUCUCUGAUGUUUGCCGACGCAAUAGAGCAGUUCAGGAAAUAGUUCAAGAAGCUUUGAGACCGCUUGAGUUGAAUUUGGUGUGUGUAUCAUAGAGGGGGUCAGUAAACGCCUAUGAUUGGGAGGGCCAUUUUGUUUAGGUCCUGUCUAUCGGUUAGGCUAGUUGGUUGUGCAUUAUUUGUUAUAUUUGUUUUUUUAUCUACCAUUCUCCGAUUUUUCUGGAGAGUUUCCCCCUGCGUGUUGUAUUGGCCAGGAAAAAUCAAGUGAGGGUGUUGUAUCUUUUAUUCUUGAGAUGUGGGUUUGGAGUGAUGUUGUUGUCCUGGCUUUCAUUUUUAGGGGCGAAGGUUACAUGGUAUAAAAUUGUAAUUUAAUGAAACGGAAAAAGUGGGGUAAAAUAGAGUACAAUCAUAAAUUUGCCGCAGAGUUUAGUUUGAAAUGAAUCCCGAUUUGAGAAUA
This is a messenger RNA of Lathyrus oleraceus (garden pea), 3589 nucleotides long. RefSeq names its product transportin MOS14. NCBI's taxonomy places the organism in Eukaryota, Viridiplantae, Streptophyta, Magnoliopsida, Fabales, Fabaceae. Bases 271 to 3228 code for a protein of 985 amino acids. Gene Ontology annotation, biological process: protein import into nucleus. The record is from RefSeq and is a predicted model, not a curated record. Gene Ontology annotation, molecular function: small GTPase binding. The transcript has 26 exons. Gene Ontology annotation, cellular component: cytoplasm.